AUGGGCGAAACCACCCAAUAUUGUGGACUAUAUCGCAGCGAGAGUAACGCUAUACCGCGGGGGAGCCGCGAGCGAUAUCGCUCGCCUCUCGCUGCGACCUCGCAAACGUCUUGUGCUAUAUCGCUCUCUGAAAAAUUUUUCUUCAAAAAUGUUUUUUUCUUGAAUUUGAUUGAUUCCAUCAUACAAGUCAAAAAUAAGGCAAAAAAAAUGUUUUUCAAAUUUCAUAUUUUUGAGAGGAAGCGAUAUGGCAGCGAGAGUUUGACGAGGUCGCAGCGAGAAGCCUUGGCCAUAUCGCGUGCGGCCCGCUGCGAUAUCGGCAAUUAUGUUGGGUGGCGUCUCAAAAAAAAACGCCGUGAUGAAAAACGAAGCAUGUCGCGCUUGAGCUUCACAUGGGACGGCUCUGAACGCUUGGGGUCGUUUUUUGAUGUGAUUUCAGAAUAUUUCCAAAUCGAUGAUGUUUUUUUUUAAAUGAGAAAUUCAAGUUUGAGCUUUCAGUUGGUUUAUCACCACACGGACGGCGACAACUUCACAACUUUGACUUCUGACAUUGCUGGAUGUAGCGGAGAUUACUGUUCCACUGACGUUCUGAACGCCAUAGCGACCAAACUCAAGCCGCCGCAGCCGAUGGACCAGGUGAAGCUUGAUUUUGAAAUUUAGAAGACUGAGUAAAUUUUUCAGAAGAGAGUUUAGGUGGAGUUCCCUGAAGAUUUAUAGCCAUUAUAAAAAUAAUGGAUUUCAAAAAUAAUUUUUAAAUUUUCAUUUCAGUGGUGCAACGUCGAUCCGCGAAGCAAAGCUUCUACAUCAAAUUUCAACUUUUUAGGUAUUUUUGAAAAAAUCCUCUUAACUCGGAUUUUCGUGACCGCAUUUGGAAUGGCUCGAAGAUGUUCCCGACCUAAAACUAUGGCAUAGCGAAACGUUCAAAAUCAUGAAAACUGAAUCUCUACCAUUUUUAGCCAUUCCAAACGCGACCACGGCCUUUUCAAGUACAUGAAUCUACAAAAAAUUGAUUUCCAGGACUUCUCCUGUCAUUCGCCUACGUGUUCUCCCGAGCUUUCCUUCUAUAA
Molecule: messenger RNA, 1064 nt
Organism: Caenorhabditis auriculariae
Lineage: Eukaryota; Metazoa; Nematoda; Chromadorea; Rhabditida; Rhabditidae
Source: the annotation of a GenBank genome assembly